Coprinopsis cinerea okayama7#130 is the source of this 761-nucleotide messenger RNA. RefSeq names its product translin. Lineage: Eukaryota; Fungi; Basidiomycota; Agaricomycetes; Agaricales; Psathyrellaceae. The record is from RefSeq and is a predicted model, not a curated record. The transcript is spliced from 7 exons. Gene Ontology annotation, biological process: RNA metabolic process. Gene Ontology annotation, cellular component: cytoplasm; nucleus. The coding region runs from base 27 to 710 and encodes 227 amino acids. Gene Ontology annotation, molecular function: sequence-specific DNA binding; RNA binding; single-stranded DNA binding.
UCCUAUCGAAUAUUUUGAUAGCGACCAUGGAUCCUUCAGAUUUGGAACAGCUCAAUGUGCUACUCGAUGGAGACUCUGAAUUGCGCGAGAAAAUCAGAGAUCAAGUCACUGAAUUCGACAAGAAGGCGCGUACCAUGGUUGGCCUGCUCAACCGUAUCCAUGUUACUCCGUCUGACGCCAUGCCCGCAUUGCUGGAUUCCGUGCGACCUGCCCUUUUGAGCUGCAGGGACGUAGCGGAAGGACUCGCCGAUCUUAUCCCCCCGAACCAGUUCUGGCGAUGGAAGGACAUGUGGUCCAACUCGCUCAGAACAGCUGUCUUUGCUGCCGUUCUGGUCGAGUACUUGACGUCCAGGACCCUGGCUUCGUUAUCUCAAGUGUCUGACCAACUUGGUUUGAAGGAGGAGUGGAAAGAUAGAAUACAGUUGGCCGUUGAGGACUAUCUCCACGGCAUUAUCAGUGUCGUGAAUGAGCUGUCUCGGCUUGCGGUGAACGCGGUGACGCUAGGAAACUUCGAGGAACCUCUCAAAAUAUCUACAUUUGUGAAGGAUGUAUUUGUCGGAUUCUCCAUGCUAAACCUCAAAAACGAUUCAUUGCGACGUCGAUUUGAUAGUUUAAAAUACGAUCUCAAAAAGAUUGAAGAAGUCGUUUAUGACGUUUCUUUGCGGAAAUUGGCACCCGAAGGAGCUGUAGCCACCAACACUAGUUCGUGAGCUUUAGAGGCCAAGCGUGUAAGGUUUGCUGGAUAAUUAUUCUAUGAAAUA